CCACUGCUUAUUUCAAGCAUUCCUCACGAGAAAACUAGGCAAGCGCAUACAUUCAGCUUAAAAGUUUCGUCUGUUAUUUUGCGAUAGUGAAACGCCAUUUGUAAUGCUUUGAAGGUAACUUGAUCAUGUUAGAUUUUUCAAAAAUACGGUAAAGAUAUGGUAUUCAUGUUGCAAAAAACGACAGGCAUAUUUUAGAAAUGUUUUGGAUGGAAUGGUUUGAAAUUAGUUUUUUGUCGGAAUGGAUUUUGGGACAAACAGCGUCAUUUUUAUUUAGGUGAAGUAGCGGUUGCAUCAAAUGAGGGAGGAAACUAGGCCUAUGUCUCUACAAUAGAUAGGCCUACCAUGGAAGAGCUUAGAUAUUUGGCGGACGUCGGUUUGUUCCACGGUUAAACCGCAUAAGUGUAUUCUAUGUUACACUCAAGAGAGAACGUUUUCCUACUGCUUCAUCACGUUGUACAAGGAUGGUUCCAAAGCGAAAGCACCAAAAAAGCAACUUCGCCCGGGUCUUGUAAUUCAAUUGAUGUGAUAGAUAUUCGUGAGUGUAGGCUAGCAUACGAGGACAUGUGUGUAUGUAGGGGUAUGUGCGCCCUUGCGCAUGCGCAUAUCUACUGCCAUCGGUCUUGAACGAACGUCAACCUCCGCCCAAUCACAUGUCCCUUUUUACACCAGACAGUUCUUCCAUUGAGGCUGGACAGCGUUAAGCCAAACCUGACUCGAGCUGGACCAUCUGCGUCUUUUGCUGGUAUAAUUGGACAUCUGUUGGUUCAGCGCCAGUCAGUCCCGUUUCUUUUUGAAAUGAAGUUGACACACGGGGUAGAUGGAGAUGCCUCGGAACUGGACCCCCCGUCGAUUAAUCCCUUCGUUCACGACGUCAAAUUUAGCCUCUCAGACAAAAUCAAGAUCGGGCUGAUGUCGGUGACGGUGUUCCCGGUGCGUGUGCUGCUGACGGCGUUCGUCAUGCUGCUGGCCUGGCCCUUCGCCUUUGCCGCCUCCCUGGGCCGCUCGGAAGGCGCCGUGGAGCCCCAGUCCUGCUGGAGGAGGCUGGUUGACGUCUGCCUGCGUGUCCUCAUGCGAUCCUUGUGGUUCUGCACUGGCUUCCACUGGGUCCGGGUCAAAGGGACGCCCGCCCCCCCUUCCCAGGUGCCCAUCCUCACCAUGGCCCCCCACUCGACCUACUUCGAUGCCAUCCCGGUUACCAUGACGAUGAGCUCCAUCGUCACGAAGCUGGAGAGCAUGAGCAUCCCUGUGUGGGGCACCCUGAUCAGCUACAUCCGACCAGUGCUGGUGUUCCGCACUGACCAGGACUCCCGGAGGAAGACCGUGGAGGAGAUCAAGCGAAGAGCUCACUCCAGUGGGCAGUGGCCCCAGAUCAUGAUAUUCCCAGAGGGAACGUGCACCAACCGAUCAGGUGUGAUCCGAUUCAAACCAGGUGCAUUCAUACCAGGACUCCCAGUGCAGCCGGUGGUUUUGCGGUAUCCCAACAAACUGGAUACUGUUACAUGGACGUGGCAAGGCCCUGGCGCCGCCAAGAUCUUCUGGCUGACCCUGUGCCAGCUCCACAACUCCAUAGAGAUAGAGUACCUGCCCGUAUACACACCCUCUGAGGAAGAGAAGAGCGAUCCUGCGUUGUUCGCUAACAAUGUCAGGCAGGUCAUGGCAAAGGCGCUGCAGCUGCCACUCACAGAUUUGACAUUGGAAGACCUGCAGUUGAGCCUAUCACAGGGGCCUCUGUGUAUCGCGAGAAACAGCAGCCUGCUUGCUUUCAACCGACACAUAUGCCGUUUGGGGCUGCGAGCGAAGACCACAGACCCAGAGCUGGCGCAGCAGGCCAGCAGAGCCAGGAAGCUUUGGGAAGACCGGCUGGGCUUAGAUGACUUUGCCCUGCACCUAGGCCUACCCCACUCCGACACACUAUCAAAAAUACACAAGCUCUUUGAUAAGAGGGGAGACGGGAAGAUAGAUGUGCGACAGUACGUCAUCGCUCUUUCUGCAGUUUGCCGGCUGUCCCGGCCCAUGGCGACUCUGAAACUAGCCUUUGAGAUGUACGAAACACACAGAGAGGACGAGGACUCAGUGUUGGAGGACACGGACGUGGUAGCCGUGUUGGAAGCCAUGCUGGGAGUUAGCGAUCAGGACUUCUCUGAACUCCUGAAAGCCGCCCAACCUGAGCCCACGGGGAAGAUCACAUACGGGGGUCUGCGCGGGGCGUUGGAGCAGGAGCCAGGCCUGGUCCGGCGGGGCAUGCGCUGCCCCAACACCCCGCCCUGUCACACCUCCAGCAACGGCUCCAACGGACGGCCAGGCCACCAGAAGCAUGACUGACGGGUGGCUGCAGGACCCCAAGACCCCCCCCCCCCCCCCCCCCGCUUGAAAAUAAUAUGAAAGAACGUUGUAAAAAAAAAAAAAAGAGGAAACGUUGUAGAACGGAACAAUUUAAGCACAGGUUUAUGAGAAGGAAAAGAAUGGGGGACUACUUAAGGUGACGGACUAAGAUCUCAGGUGUGUGAUUGGAUGGGAGCCAGGAAGUGUUAGGUCUGGCUGCUCUCUCCCUAUAGGUUCUGCUUCUUUGCCUCUUGGGUGUCAGGGACUCCAAGGCCAUUUAUGGACGCAUGGAUUAUUUCUUCUUUUUUUUAAUGAAUGGGAUGCAACUACACUGACUCUAUAUUUCUAAAUGUAUUUUCUUAUGUCAAACUAUGAAUAUUUAUUGUACCAGUUAACAAAAAGAGCAUUUAUUUUUAUGUUAUUGUUGGUUUUGUUACAUGGAACAUAAUAUUAUCAGUGGUAGAGGAUUGUUGACUAAUAUCAUAAUCGUCUAUACAUUAUUACUACAACAUUAUGCUGCUCAAAAAUAACCAAUCAGGAAUGACUGAAUGCUCUUUCUUUGCCAUACCAAAAACAUUCCAACAUUUAGCAGGCAUCUGCCAGACCUAAACAACUGCCAACAGACCAAUAGCAUUAGCUAUCUGCUUUAGCAUUUAGCCAAGGAACUGGAAGUAAACUGAAAUUAUAGGUUACUUCUGAUCUAAUAUGGAAAAAAUAUAAAAAAGGGUUUAAGCAUACGGCACAAUGAAUCUAAAAUAUGAGUGUUUCAAAGGGCCUCGCACACCAAGCAGCUAACAGAACCAAGAUGGCCGCCGGGUGAAUAAGGUCAAGGCCCAUGGCAGUUAGCCUAAAGACUAAACUUAAUUUCAAAGCUACUUUAUGUUCUGUGAUCUCCUACAAUGUUGCUCAAUAUAUAACAAUAUAUGACACCAGCCUACUGAUUCCAGACCAAAGCCGCCAUGAAGAUUCAGUUAAUCCAGCAGACUAGAAAAUGCACACAAUAGAUAGAUCUUUGAUGUAUUAAUACUAUCUUCUUUUCUCAAUGGCUUAACUUCACAUUCUGGAGUUCUACUCCUCAGGUUAGAUCUUUUUGUAUAUUUUGUAAGUUGAUUUUGUGAGGGAUUUAAUGCAUUCAUUUCUUGUCCAAACAUUUGUCUUACUUUUGGAUGCAGUUAUGCAAGAUUUUUAUUUUGGAAAAAUUAAAAGGCCUUUAUUCGUGCUUUUGAAACGUCCCCUUUCUGCCACUGGAUGGAGCUCUUCUUUCAGAAAUCUCACGCCGCUUCAGCUGGCCUGGUUGACGAUUUUCUUUGAACCCGAUGAACUGCAGCUGUAGCAUUCAAUUGAACAAACCCUUUUAGUUGCUUACGUUUAAUGAAAUGUAUUCUGUUAUGGCAACAUUUUGUUCUCUCACAAAUAAGCUGUUCUAACCAGAACAUAUAUUUGCUCGUGUUUGUAGACUGUGUGUGUGUGUGUCUGCGCGCGUG
This is a messenger RNA of Gadus chalcogrammus (walleye pollock), 3806 nucleotides long. It is a transcript of the gene lpcat1, whose product is annotated as lysophosphatidylcholine acyltransferase 1. Gene Ontology annotation, molecular function: calcium ion binding. The record is from RefSeq and is a predicted model, not a curated record. NCBI's taxonomy places the organism in Eukaryota, Metazoa, Chordata, Actinopteri, Gadiformes, Gadidae. The transcript is spliced from 14 exons. The coding region runs from base 796 to 2322 and encodes 508 amino acids.